This is a messenger RNA of Oncorhynchus mykiss (rainbow trout), 2341 nucleotides long. RefSeq lists its product as uncharacterized. Gene Ontology annotation, cellular component: nucleus. NCBI's taxonomy places the organism in Eukaryota, Metazoa, Chordata, Actinopteri, Salmoniformes, Salmonidae. The record is from RefSeq and is a predicted model, not a curated record. Gene Ontology annotation, biological process: regulation of gene expression.
ACCACACACAUUUGAGCUCUGACGCCUACCAAUAAGAUCAUUUCUAUUAGUGUAAACGGAAGUGAUCAAAAACUAUUUCCACGUUAGCGUUGUUAUUUAGACGUUUAUUAUCACCAUGGAACUGAAUAUCAGUCGUGUUGAUGCCAGGACUUGGUUAAUAGAUAUUAUUUAGGUAACGCUAAAUAGGUAUAGUAGCUGAUCACGUUAGCUAACAAUGGCUAACUGUAACGAUAUGGUUUUUCACACUCAAAUAGCCUCCAUCAUGGAGGUGCUAGCGAAUGCAGCCGUGGCAGAGAUCUGUAAACUCGUAGACGACGACUAUGCAGUGUUUCGUUUGGAAAUAACUCAAAGCCAGAAAGAUAACAGGACAUUGCGGAGGAAACUACAGCUACUGGAACUGAAGAUGGCACGGGAGCGCGCAGAGGGGACAAUGCGAGAGCGCGCCCUCGCAAGUCGUCCCAGUAGUGUCAAGAUCCUCGACCGACACAGAGGAAUGGCAAGAGGUGAAGAAAGUCUCACUGGAGGCCACAGGAGCUUUGUGAAGCCAAUGAAGCACAAUUCAUGGAGAGAUGACCAACCAAUUACUGUUGAUGAGGGGAGUGGAACCUCAACCCAGCAUGUUAUCAUGAUAGAGUCUGCAGAUGCAGAGACUGCAGGUCCUGGGGUCAAGAUGGAGAGGUCUGAAGGACAGGAAGACCCACGGCACAGCAGAGACAUCCAGACUGGAACGCCCUCUGUAGCCAUGGAGGACCCCACCACCGCCCCAGCGCAGCCCAGGACCCGAAGCAGCAUCACUGAGUCAGUAGACAUGGAGGAUGGGAAGCCUGAUCUGCUGCUGGUCAAAGAGGAGACAAUAGAAGACGAACCAGAGAGCAUUGAUCUGCUGAGUGGACUAAAGAUGGGGGAGCAAGGAGACUGGGUGGCCAUCUUGGAUACCCAGACCAGUGCAGCCAAGAGCCCAGGGGACAACAUCAUUGAUCAGGGCAGGACCAGAGGUGAUAUAGUGGAGUCUGCAGCCCAUGAAGACCUGCUGAUAUCCAAUGUUACUGGUGGGAGAGAGUGGACCUCUGAGGUGGCUGGCCAUAAACCCUGGACCCGGAUCAGGACCCUGGAUCAGGAGCCUUCGCUCUUCAUUCCCGAGUCGGAACCAGGACACAAUCGCGAAGUACAGAGACUCCACCACACAGAACACAACCAGUGGACAGGUGGACUGAACAACCUCAGUCCUGGUGGUCAUCAGAGAGACAGAGGCUCCAGUCAGGGAUCCAGUCUGCAGCCCAGACCCUUCUCUUCACAGUCUCAGUGCAGGGAUGAAGCAGGGCCUGGAGCUGAUAGAGAUAGACCCUCCUGUUCCUAUGAUACAAACACCACAGUAUCCAUGAUGAACAGAGCAGGUCAACCUGGGCUUCAGCCUUCACAGAGAGUGGUGGGAGACCCCCCUGGUGGUAGUUUUUCAGCAAGUCUGUCUUCUCCUUCAGUUUCUCAUCUAAUGCCUGGUGACUGGGUUCAUGGAAAGCCUGGGCCUGGGUCUAACCUUCCUCAGUUUCUUCCUGGUUACCCCACCAAUACAGACAGGGUCAGGAUGGGUGUACAACACGAGAGGUACCUAGCCUAUAACACAUCACAUAAUCCCAACAACACCCAAACCAUGGCUAGAGGUCAGGGAGGGAGCUCAAAGACUAACAAUCUGAGGGUGGUUCUACCUGCUUCUACCUCCUCUGGUGUCAUUGGGUCACAACAUGGGAGGCCGAGCAUUAGGACGGAUGCAGACAAGCCGUAUGCCUGCCCCACAUGUGGGAAAAAUUUUGCUAAGGCAAAAUAUGUGAAGCAGCACCAGACCAUUCACACCAAUGAGAGGCCCUUCAAGUGCAAACUAUGUUACAAGAGCUUCUCCUUCCUGAGUAUCCUUAUCAGACAUAAGAGUGUCCACAAUGGGGAGAAAUCGUAGCAGUGUGGCUUGAGUUUUACGCAGGGGAUAUCUGGGAACUAUUCUUUAGCUUAAAUAUUAUUGUUAUCAUGUGAAGUGUCUUGGGGUAAGAUAGUUUUUUGGAUUACUAAGUCCCUCAGUAUUUGGGCAUGCUGUCUUUCUCACAGGAUACAGACUUCUUGUUUGGUGUGCUGGCAUAGCUAUAACACUGUCAUUUAAGUCUAUAUUCACCCUUUCAAUUUGGUUUUGCCUGUGUACUAUUCAUAACAAAAAUAAUGUCCCUCUUUUAUAUAACACCUUUAUAACACACCCCAACCCCCAAAAAUUAUUUGGCAUAAUCAGGAGGCAUCUAAAAAUAGAUGAUCAAAUCGGUUAAUGAGAAAUUAUGUUAUCUUUUUAUUUGCUUCAAAAUUU